AUGGCGAUCAGCAGUUUCAUUCGCGCGGCGGUGGGUGUCUCCGUUGCCGGCGCCCUCUCGGUCCAGGAGAGUGCGGGCAUGCAAUGGUCGACGCUAACCAAUUUGCCGCGCACGGUGUUGCAAUCCAAACACGCGGAGUCGACUGGAUGUGGCGCCGACUUCCCUGGUUAUUUUAAGAUCGACGGAUUGUAUUGGCCGAGUUCUUACAAGACUGGUGCCAGGAAUCGUACCGCGUGUAAGCAGGAUUGCGACGAUGCCAAGAAUUGCGUCGGCUUCACUGCCCGUAAGACCAAGGAAGAAAGGAUGCGGUGCACUCUUCACAAGGGCCUACAGCAGCAGGUGGACCACAGGGCAGUGUCCUACAGCAGGUGCCAGAUGAAGGGUUUCGCAUGCCAGAGCGGAUUUCAGUUCUCCCACGCGGGGACUUGGAGGAGCGGCAAGCAGAUCGAAGAAUUGGAUGAUGAGCCGCUGGACGACUGCGCCAAGGCGUGCCGCAAAGACAGGGGCUGCGUCGGUUUCACGCAUCGCGAGUCAAAGGAGGGAGACACGUACUGCUUCCAUUUUCUGAACGAAGAGAACAAGCAAGGCCCUUGGCGCGAUCCGCACGCCCACACCUACUCCAAGUGCACCAACGCUGCCGAUGAGGAUGCCAGCCUCCUCGAAGCCAACGCUUCGCAGGACCAGAGCCUGGCCCCAGCUCCCGUGACCCAGGCAUGA
This is a messenger RNA of Prorocentrum cordatum, 717 nucleotides long. The record is from the annotation of a GenBank genome assembly. NCBI's taxonomy places the organism in Eukaryota, Dinophyceae, Prorocentrales, Prorocentraceae.